Molecule: messenger RNA, 565 nt
Organism: Raphanus sativus (radish)
Lineage: Eukaryota; Viridiplantae; Streptophyta; Magnoliopsida; Brassicales; Brassicaceae
Product: flowering-promoting factor 1
Exons: 1
Coding region: 64-396 (110 amino acids)
Biological process (GO): regulation of flower development; vegetative to reproductive phase transition of meristem
Source: RefSeq, a predicted model, not a curated record
UCUCUUCAAUAAAAAAAAACACUAAACCAUCGCAUACUCUCUCCCAUCUCUCUCAAGAAGAUCAUGUCAGGCGUGUGGGUGUUCAAGAACGGAGUGAUAAGGCUUGUGGAGAGCCCUAACCAGUCAGGAAGCGACACAAACAGCCGGAGGAAAGUGAUGGUCUAUUUACCGACAGGAGAAGUGAUCUCAUCCUACUCGACACUCGAGCAGAUCCUCCGGAGUCUUGGAUGGGAGAGGUACUUCGGUGGCGGAGACACAGAUCUUCUCCAAUUCCACAAACGCUCAUCCAUUGAUCUCAUCUCUCUCCCUAAAGAUUUCACCAAAUUCAGCUCCGUUUACAUGUACGAUAUUGUCGUCAAGAACCCUAAUUACUUCCACGUCCGAGACUCCAAUUAAAGCUUUUUUUUCUGUUUGUGUGUGUGUGUCUUUUAGUUGUUUUAAUUGGAUGUUUGUUGGGGUUUGUUUUAGUUGCAUGUGCAUGUGCAUGUUUUACUGACGCUGAGGGUUGUGUAACUGUGUAUGUAAUCGUGCUUUAAUGAAAGUUGAGAUUAAUAAGAAAGUUUGG